CUCAUCCCUUGGUCAAUUCCCAAUCCUUCAUCUUAACAAAUUACUUUUCGCGGACCUACUUGCGCCCAAAAUGUCUGACGGAGUCACCAACCCUCACACUGAGGAGUCCUUUGCUGAGAGCAAGGGCAAGGGAAAGGCGGUUCAGGACGAGGUUCCCCACGACACCGCCAUGGAUGAGGAUGACGAUGAGGACGACGAUGAUGAAGAUGAUGACGAUGAGGAGACUGCUGAACCAGAUGAGGAUGGUCUGGAGGAAAUUGACCUGAACAACAUUGUCGAGGGUGGACGCCGCACUCGUGGUGCCCAGAUUGACUACGCCAGGGCCGCUGAGCAGACCCCCAUGGAGGACGACGACGAGGAUGAGGAUGACGAGGACUUCCAGCCUGCCCAUGAGGACACCGAGAUGGAUGGUUAAGCAAAUGCGCCCCUUUGGCUUCCGGUGCUGUUGGAUGGCUGACAAGUCUACGAUGUUAAUGUUUAUGGGUUCACCAAGGUAUCAAAGGCUCGGGUGACGGGGAGGGGAGUUGGGCUUCUAUCGAGCGGGAUCCGAGUGUCUUUGCCGAUGGUCAUGUAACGACGAAAAGUCUCUCUGUUUGCUAUUUAGCUAGGCGUUAUUUGCCACCCUGUGUUGGGGGAGAACAGAGAUGUUGAAAACUGC
Trichoderma virens Gv29-8 is the source of this 658-nucleotide messenger RNA. RefSeq lists its product as uncharacterized. The transcript is spliced from 3 exons. The record is from RefSeq and is a predicted model, not a curated record. The coding region runs from base 71 to 415 and encodes 114 amino acids. NCBI's taxonomy places the organism in Eukaryota, Fungi, Ascomycota, Sordariomycetes, Hypocreales, Hypocreaceae.